GUUUGAACUCCCAGAAGACCCUCAGAUAGGGAGAUAAUUUCGCAACACACUUAAUUUGCCAAAACUAGGAUUCUGGGUUUGAUCUAGAGGCUAAGAGACUCUGGAAAAUAUAUGGAUUUCAAUGAACCGAUGCUGCUCCUGAGUUUCUGGAUUGGCCAAAUUAGUGAUCUUGGUCUUGAUUUGCUAUGGCGUUUCAUUCACAUAAUUGUGAGCUUAUGUCACACCGUCUUUGGCAUCUUUGAGGCAAUCCAAAGCUAUGCAAUCUCUUUAGGAUUGAUUCGAAAGUACAGUUCCAUAGACAUUGACAAACUCCGGUGUCUAGCUGUGGUAGUGGAUAUCGAAGUAGCUAGAGAUGUUUCCAAGAUUGUUGAGCUUUUACAAUGGCUAACGACCAUUGGAGUGAAACAAGUUGGUCUGUUUGACUCCCAAGGCUUACUGAAGAAGUCCAAGGAUAUGAUCCUUGAAAUGGUGCCGGGCUCAAUGUUAUUACAGGAGACUGGUGAAAAGGAAACUUCUCCUGACCGGAACGGCAUUGCUAUAGAGUUCAUUUCCUCCUCAGACAAUAAAGAAGCUGUUGUGAAAGCAGCCAACAUACUACUUGAGAAGUACUUGAAAUCCAGCCAUCUUGAGAAUGAUGAAGGGGAAAAUGUUUUUACUGAGUCUCAUUUAAAUGAAGCAUUAAGAGUUGUUGGUGAGAACGUACAUGUACCUGAUCUGAUGCUGGUUUAUGGACCUGUGAGGAGUCACCUCGGUUUCCCUGCUUGGAGACUUCGAUACACUGAGAUAGUACAUAUGGGAUCUUUGGAGUAUAUGAGAUAUGGUUCCCUUCUGAAGGCAAUCCACAAAUUUACAGGAGUGCGCCAAAACUAUGGCAAGGGCUUGAUGAUGAUUGUCCAGGCGCAGAUGGUUAUAGAGAGCAGAGCUUCAGAGAUUACUUUUUGUCUUUUUGGUUUGUGA
Messenger RNA from Eruca vesicaria subsp. sativa (arugula), 957 nucleotides. NCBI's taxonomy places the organism in Eukaryota, Viridiplantae, Streptophyta, Magnoliopsida, Brassicales, Brassicaceae. The record is from the annotation of a GenBank genome assembly.